Molecule: messenger RNA, 2452 nt
Organism: Capsella rubella
Lineage: Eukaryota; Viridiplantae; Streptophyta; Magnoliopsida; Brassicales; Brassicaceae
Product: pentatricopeptide repeat-containing protein At5g40400
Exons: 1
Coding region: 67-1914 (615 amino acids)
Molecular function (GO): protein binding
Source: RefSeq, a predicted model, not a curated record
AACUUAAUCCUGUUUCACUCCAAAACUGUCUCCACUGGUCUGUUUCUCUUCUUCUCCGCUCACUCAAUGAAUAAGCUAGUUUCAAAGCUUCGAUUUUUCUCCUCUUCUUCUUCGUCUUCGUUAAUACCUCGAUGUAGUCACAUACCUAAACCCAUUUACAACCCCUUUUAUAAUCUACUUCCCCAGACUCAAAACCCUAAUAAAAUCGUUGAUGUUAUCUGUUCAACUCUCAACCACCGUGACCAUCUCGUCUUAUUACCCAACCUUCGUGGCGAGGUCGAAACUCUGAUUCCUCAUUUGGGUUAUCCUGAAAUCUCCAGAGUUUUGCUUAGGUUUCAGUCUGAUGCUUCUCGGGCUCUUGUGUUCUUUAAAUGGGUUAAAUUUGAUUUGGGGAAGAGACCUAAUGUAGGUAACUACUGUUUGUUGCUUCACAUUCUCGCUUCGUCUAAGAAGUUUCCUUUAGCUAUGCAAUAUCUCUGUGAGUUGAUUGAUUUGACAUCUAAGGAAGAUGCAGAAGUAGGAGAAGAAGAUGUGUUCAGUGUUUUGGUUUCUGCUACUGAUGAAUGCAAUUGGGAUCCUGUUGUUUUCGAUAUGCUUGUUAAAGGUUAUCUGAAAUUGGGGUUGGUUGAAGAAGGGUUUAGGGUUUUUAGGAAAGUGAUUGUUUCCGGUUUUCGUGUUAGUGUUGUCACUUGUAAUCAUCUCUUGAAUGGGUUGUUGAAAUUGGAAUUGUUGGAUAAUUGUUGGCAAGUGUAUAAUGUGAUGUGUAGAGUUGGAAUCCAUCCCAACACGCAUACGUUCAACAUUCUUACGAAUGUGUUCUGCAACGAUUCGGAUUUUCAAGAAGUUGAUGAGUUUUUGGAGAAGAUGGAAGAAGAAGGGUUUGAGCCUGAUUUAGUUACUUAUAACACGUUAGUGAGUAGUUAUUGUAGAAGAGGAAAGUUGAAAGACGCGUUUUAUCUGUACAAGAUCAUGUAUCGGCGUCGUGUUGUGCCUGAUUUAGUUACUUAUACGUCGCUUAUCAAAGGUCUUUGUAAAGACCGGAGAGUUAGAGAAGCUCAUCAGACGUUUCACAGAAUGGUAGACAGAGGUAUUAAGCCUGAUUGUAUAUCUUACAAUACUCUUAUUUAUGCUUAUUGCAAAGAAGGAAUGAUGCAAGAAUCGAAGAAACUGUUACAUGAAAUGCUUGGGAAUAGCCUUGUUCCUGAUAGGUUUACAUGUAAGAUUAUAGUUGAAGGGUAUGUGAGAGAAGGACGGUUACAUGCUGCUGUUAAUUUUGUUGUCGAGCUUAGAAGGUUAAGGGUUAAGAUCCCAUUUGAAGUUUGCAACUUUGUGAUAGAAAGUUUAUGCCGUGAAGGCAAACCGUUUGCAGCAAAGCAUCUGUUGGAAAGACUUAACGAAGAGGAAGGUCAUGAGGCCAAACCAGAGACUUACAAUACCUUAAUCGAGUCUUUGUCCCGUUGUGAUGCUAUUGAAGAGGCAUUGCUUCUAAAAGGGAAACUCAAAAAGCAGAAUCAUGUACUUGAUGUCAAGACAUUCCGAGCUCUUAUUGGCUGCUUAUGUAGGAUUGGUAUGAACAGUGAAGCCGAGUCUUUGAUGGCGGAAAUGCUUGAUUCUGAAGUGAAACCAGACUCUUUUAUAUGUGGGGCUUUGGUUAAUGGUUAUUGCAAAGAAUUGGAUUUCGAUAAAGCCGAGAGUCUCUUGAGUUUCUUUGCUAUGGAGUUUAGAAUCGUUGACACAGAGAGUUACAAUUUGCUUGUUAAAGCAAUUGGUGACACGGGAAGUGGAUAUAAUAAAGUGUUAGAGCUUCAGGAAAGAAUGCAGAAACUUGGGUUUGUUCCAAACAGCUUAUCUUGUAAGUACUUGAUCCGAGUCUUAGAACAGCCUUCUUUGCCAAAUCAUCUACCUGAGGACUGAUGCAGCGGGCGAUGAAACUUGUAUUCCUUAUUCUUGGCCAGAUGCAUGAUUCAAAGAAAAUACACAGUUAGGGUGAGUACUGUGGAUCAUUUUAAGUGGUGGUGAAGCCUAUAGGAUCUUGCGCAAAGGGUCCAGUACUUUCUUUGCAUUCAUGAGGAAAAUGAUGUCCUUGUGAUUUAGAGGCAAGGGGUGCGUUACGGCAUGAAGCAGAGCAUUUGCCGCAGCUUCUGCUGCAGGAAGACUACCUCGAUUCCAAAGCACAAGUCUUCUCUGUUGAUCAAAAUAAGAGCCACACAAUUCCGAUCGGUAUGUUCACAUGAAACCAAGAUCAUCCAGAUAACAGUAAUGUUGAGUAGUUGGAACUGAAGAAUGCUCCUGAAACUGUUGCAGAUUGCCUCCAAUUGUGUAUAGUCUGUACUAAGAGCUUUAGAAGUGUCUUCUGAUCUUUGUCUUGUACUCUGUCUUCUGAUUUAGUGUGUUGCAUGCGUUUGAAAGUAAAAGUACAAUACUUUGUGUAGUUGCAGCAAUUUCUUUGUCA